CACACACACAGUACAGCAAAGCCAGCCAACAGCCGAGCCCGACCAUUCGACUCGGCCGAGAAACGGGUUCGCAGUUGCGAGUUUCACUGAACGCGACCAGUCCGCAUCCAGGUUUUGUCAGGGGAAUGUCGCCCGGUUUCACUGCGCUCUGAAACCCCGUAACUCACGUGCAGGAGACCCCAGUCAGACGAAAAGUGCGUUUCCGCGGUUCGUUUCAGCUGUGUGAACGGUCGGCCAGUGCGUACACAUUCACUCAUUGCUUUUUGGUGCUGUGAUUAUUUAUUAUUCCACGGUUUUUUCAUUAAUUUACACUUGAUUAUUUUAUUUAUUUUUUGUUGUGAUUCAGUGAUCGGACCACCUCUUUGGUUUAUUGUUAUUUUUUGUUUGCGGCUUUUGAAAUGGAUUACUCAGAUGUCCUGCUCUAACACUGUAGUUCCAAUCACCAAACCAAGGGGACAGUAUCACCAGUAAAAGGCCCGUCGUCCGUCCGCGUUCCGUAGUGUUUCUUUGGUGAUCAGUGAGCGUCUCGCUUUCGAGCGACGCCCCACCAAUCCGUCAAACUGGCAGCCAGUGCUCUAGCCUCAAUGAAUCCCCACUACCACCCGUACGGCGGCCCGGAACUGACGUCACCGCAUCCCCCAUCACCGGACAACAACAACUAUCACGGACAUCCGGGUCCGGGCGGACCCCACAAUCGCAUGCAUCCCACAAACGGACACUCCAUCGGGCCCCUUGGCCAUCCAAACGGUCCACACGACCAACACAAUCCCCACAACCAUCACCAACAUCCCGCGUUCAGCAGCCAAGGCCCACCGUCGGACGGGCCGCACCACCAGCACCACAACCCCACGAUAGCCAACAACAACAACAAUAACAACAACAACACUGUUAAAGUUUGUGCGGGCUGUGGCGGUAAAAUAGUCGAACGGUUCCUACUGCACGCUCUCGAUCGGUACUGGCACAACGGGUGUCUAAAGUGUUCGUGCUGUGCGGCGAUGCUGGCUGAUUUGGGCACAUCGUGCUUCACCAAAGGCGGAAUGAUACUCUGCAAACAAGACUAUAUGAGGUUGUUCGGAAGCACGGGAGCGUGCAGCGCCUGCGGCCAGACGAUACCCGCCUCCGAGUUCGUGAUGCGUAGCGGCGGAGGCGGCUCGCCGGCCGCGCCGGGGGGCGGCCAGCCGCUGCACGUGUUUCACCUGAAAUGCUUCAUGUGCAGCAAGUGUCUGGCACCGCUGGUACCUGGCGAUAGGUACUACAUGCUGGCCGGCAGUCUGGUCUGCGAACAGGACUGGCACAAGCUGCUCAAGAGCUCCGCCGCCGCCCCCACGGUACGCAAGGGCAAGGUAGGAAGGCCCCGCCGGAGUCGCGACUGAAUAGAGCCUAACGCAGAUGCAGUUGUACCGUGGUAGCCGGGAAUGAAUGGACGUGCAAUAGUUUGUAAAAAAAAAUUGAAGCAUAUCCGCCCCCCCGAUUGGCCGAUUCGGUGAUAAAACGGACAAACAAACAAACAAACAAAAAAAAUAAACAAAACAAAAUAUUGUGAACUGCUGCAUAUCGUUGGGGUCGUGGAUGGGGUCCCGAUUUUUGCCGGAAUAAAAUAAUCGCUCGAAUUACGGCCCUGGCAAGAAAACACUCUCAAUUAUGAACUCUUGAUAUAUAUAAAAAAAACUGUUCAACUGUUGUUUCAUAAACGUUGAUUGAAAAUUGAUUAAAUUAUUGUGGAUUCUGUUAUUCAGUGAUGGCUAUGAACAUUUUUCCAUCGUGUGUAAUGUAAAGUGAUUUUAAAUUUAACAAUUCGCGAGUUUUUAUUUAGUAUGUUGUUGUUAUUUUUGUAAAUAAUAAAGUAUUGUUAAUUAUGA
This is a messenger RNA of Aethina tumida (small hive beetle), 1859 nucleotides long. Its product is annotated as LIM domain only protein 3. Lineage: Eukaryota; Metazoa; Arthropoda; Insecta; Coleoptera; Nitidulidae. Bases 585 to 1373 code for a protein of 262 amino acids. The transcript is spliced from 5 exons. The record is from RefSeq and is a predicted model, not a curated record.